CUGUCGGUCUGUGGCGCAUGCAAACAGAAACGCUGGUGGCGGUCGGGGUUAAAUGAACCUCUCCCCCGUAAUCUUAGCCGCUGGAAAUCCAAGAUGAGGUGCAUGCCACACUGUGAAAGUGCCGCAAUGAUGCAUUCAUACAGACGGUAUGUGAGGUGCCGGCUAGUAAGCGCAUUGUUGUUGGGGAUAUUUACGUCAAAGAAUGCUGCCGUGGUGAAUACUUUGAAUAGUUGGUGGUGCGAUGUGUUGCUGGGCGCCGGCGCGCAACCCGGAAGUUUGAAACACCGCUGUGGGGCACCCCCGAAACGUCAUUUGCGUGAUCGCUGCCGGGAUCAGAAUCUGCAAGUAAUCUUGAGAUUGGAGAUGAAGCUGACAAAAGUGGGUGUUAGCAGAGGUUUUCGUUCAUUUCGAAAGUCUCGAUGGCAACAAUGGUGAUGACGCUCUGAUAUUCCCGGCCAUGUGUGUGGCCAAAUAUAGGGCCCUCAUUCGAGCGUACGUAUGUGCAAUGGAGGUACCAUAGAGUGCGGCUCAAUCGCAGACUCUCUGUGAGUGGGAACGCGGUUAAUUGACGGUGGUCGCUUGACGAGUCGUUGGGUGGGUGCACCGGUGGA
This is a messenger RNA of Cucurbitaria berberidis CBS 394.84, 611 nucleotides long. RefSeq lists its product as uncharacterized. The record is from RefSeq and is a predicted model, not a curated record. Bases 94 to 435 code for a protein of 113 amino acids. The transcript has a single exon. NCBI's taxonomy places the organism in Eukaryota, Fungi, Ascomycota, Dothideomycetes, Pleosporales, Cucurbitariaceae.